Penicillium canariense is the source of this 1467-nucleotide messenger RNA. RefSeq lists its product as uncharacterized. Bases 1 to 1467 code for a protein of 488 amino acids. Gene Ontology annotation, cellular component: dynactin complex; cytoplasm. Lineage: Eukaryota; Fungi; Ascomycota; Eurotiomycetes; Eurotiales; Aspergillaceae. Gene Ontology annotation, biological process: mitotic spindle organization. The transcript has 3 exons. The record is from RefSeq and is a predicted model, not a curated record.
AUGGCAUUCAGCAAGAAAUACGCCGGUUUACCCGAUCUGGACCCGGCGCCGGAUAUCUAUGAAACCCCUGAUUUGACCGACGAGGCAUCCACCGUCCCCACCACCACUGUUCGCACCGAUUCCGAUCAUGAUGACACCGGUUUCAGCUCCGACAUCGACCGCGAGGGUGUGGACGCGGACCAGGCGCGUUUGCACUUCAUGGGCGCGGCGGUCGACGCUCGCGACGCCAAUUUUUCCGACAGCAUUUCCAUGAAGCGCCAAGCGUAUCGCAGUAAAGACAAAAAUCAUCGCCGACGACGGAGACGUGAGGACGGCACCGAGGAAGUCGGUGACUUGAGUGAUAGCGAGGACGAGUCGCUCGAGCGGCGGCUGGCACGCCUGCGACGAGAGGUGGAAGAUCUCAAGGUGCAAAUGGCAAAUCAGUCUCGUUCGGGACAAAAUGAGGCCGAGAAGGCCCAGGCUACAUCUGCAGCUGAUAAGCCCGGAGAGAAGGCGCUGGGCGACGGCGUUGCGGAGUUGAGCCGCGCGCUGGACAAUUUGCAUGCCUCCUCGCGAGGUGGCCAGUCUUCAUCGUACUCGGCGGCAGCAGUGCUCACCCGGAAGCUUGAGACCGGGCCUCAGAGUUCUUCGGGGCCUGGCGCAGAUACAUUAAAGGCACAGUCCCCGGAAAAGGGCUCCGCAACAACCGCUGUUACACCCGUACCGUCUACCGCACCAGCUGCGGGCCUUCUUUCUCAUGCGGCUGCGUUUGAAGGCCGGCUGGCACUUCUUGAAGCAUCAAUGGGCAUCUCGAGCUCUUCGAACCCAUUCAUCGGCGACGGCAUCAGCGAGCCCGCCCUACAGCCGGUGCUCCCUGCGCUGGACCAAAUGACCUCCCGCCUCUCAACCCUCACCGGUCUUCUCGUCGGCGCAAACCCUGCCUCUGGCGGUCCCAGUACCGUUCCAAGCCUAACAACUCCGCACCUAGAAGCUCUCUCCACGCGAGUCCGCAAGUUGACCACUGACGCCGAAGCCCUCGCCUCUGCUCGCAGGCGUGCAGCCGACGCCGCAAAGGCUGCCCAGGCCGCUCGCAUUGCUUCAGGCUCCGAUGCGGACGCUGCGCCUACGGCGGACGGUCUCGGCACCGCUGAUGACGAGCAGACCGCCAAGAUCCAGGCCCUCUACGCUACCCUCCCAACCAUCCAGUCCCUGCACCCCUUAUUACCAAGCGUGCUGGAGCGUCUCCGCUCUCUACGUGCCUGCCACGCCGGCGCCGCCCACGCGGCUGACCUUCUCAACGAGCUUGAGAAACGGCACGCGGAGAUGGCCUCGGAGAUCGAGCAGUGGCGUGAAGGCCUUACGGCCGUGGAGACGAAGAUGAAGCAGGGCGAGGCCGCCCUGCGCUCGAAUGUCGAGACCGUUGAGCCCUGGGUGCGGGAUCUAGAGUCUCGCAUCGCCCGAUUAGACGGCCCUCCGGGCGGCCUGUGA